Molecule: messenger RNA, 1371 nt
Organism: Neogale vison (American mink)
Lineage: Eukaryota; Metazoa; Chordata; Mammalia; Carnivora; Mustelidae
Gene: ELAC1
Product: elaC ribonuclease Z 1
Exons: 4
Coding region: 64-1155 (363 amino acids)
Cellular component (GO): nucleus
Molecular function (GO): 3'-tRNA processing endoribonuclease activity
Source: RefSeq, a predicted model, not a curated record
GCCUUGCCGCGGGCUUGCGCCUCCCUCGGCUCCUGCCGCGGGCCUCGGGGAGUGGGGUGGAAGAUGUCUAUGGAUGUGACAUUUCUGGGUACGGGUGCAGCAUACCCUUCCCCAACCCGGGGUGCCUCUGCUCUGGUCCUUCGGUGUGAGGGCGAGUGCUGGCUCUUUGACUGUGGGGAGGGGACGCAGACACAGCUUAUGAAAAGCCAACUUAAAGCAGGGAGAAUUACCAAGAUCUUCAUCACACAUCUUCAUGGAGACCAUUUCUUUGGCCUUCCUGGCCUCCUUUGCACAAUCAGCUUGCAGAGUGGCUCUGUGGUCACCAAACAGCCUAUUGAAAUCUAUGGCCCUGCUGGGCUUCGAGACUUUAUCUGGAGAACCAUGGAACUCUCUCACACAGAGUUGGUCUUCCCCUAUGUGGUCCACGAGCUGGUGCCUACAGCAGAUCAGUGUCCUCCAGAAGAACUAAAAGAAUUUAUGCAUGUGAAUAAAACAGACAGCCAUCCCAAAGAGGGACAAGGAAGAACUAUCCUUUUAGACUCAGAAGAAAACUCAUACCUUUUGGUUGAUGACGAACAGUUUGUUGUAAAAGCAUUUCGCCUCUUUCACCGAAUUCCCUCCUUUGGGUUUUCAGUUGUGGAGAAGAAACGCCCAGGUAAACUCAAUGCACAGAAACUAAAAGACCUCGGUGUGCCGCCAGGUCCUGCCUAUGGGAAGCUGAAAAAUGGAAUUUCUGUUGUUCUGGAAAAUGGAGUUACAAUUUCUCCCCAAGAUGUCUUAAAAAAGCCUAUUGUUGGAAGAAAAAUCUGCAUUUUGGGUGACUGUUCUGGGGUUGUGGGUGAUGGAGGAGUGAAGCUGUGCUUCGAGGCAGACCUGUUGAUCCACGAAGCAACCUUAGAUGACACGCAGAUGGACAAAGCGAAGGAGCACGGCCACAGCACACCACAGAUGGCAGCCACGUUUGCAAAGUUGUGCCAAGCGAAGAGGCUAGUUCUGACUCACUUCAGUCAGAGGUACAAACCAGUUGCCUUGGCCAGAGAAGGAGAAACAGAUGGGAUUAUAGAACUAAAAAAGCAAGCUGAAUCAGUGUUAGAUCUCCAAGAAGUGACUCUAGCUGAAGACUUUAUGGUGAUUGGCAUUCCAAUCAAGAAAUGAACCUGGUAUUCCAGAAUGCAUCCUGACAUGUCUGUGAAUAUGUUACUGAACCAGCAGUCAAGUUGGUUGUUGUGGUGGUGGUGGUGGUUGUGGUUGGUGUUUUGGUCUAAGAUUAUUUGAGUCCUAAUAAUCCUAAAAAGGAUAGAGCUGCAUUGCUGAACUGACUCAGCAGCGAGAAAGAGCAACUUUUUGAUAAUAAAUCAUUUUAAAAAGAAA